This is a messenger RNA of Clavispora lusitaniae ATCC 42720, 1401 nucleotides long. RefSeq lists its product as uncharacterized. The record is from RefSeq and is a predicted model, not a curated record. NCBI's taxonomy places the organism in Eukaryota, Fungi, Ascomycota, Pichiomycetes, Serinales, Metschnikowiaceae.
AUGUCGUAUGUCUGUCGCAAACUGUCACGUGCAUUAGUCCACCGCGGUUGCAAAAUGUCACAAUGCGGGGUGCAAGGAUAUAUAAAACGCCAGUGGUCUUUCAAAACGACACUGCACGACAUGCUAGUCCCAUCUUGCGACACCAUCAGACACUACCAACAGUUUCUUCGGUCACUUUUGGUUUUGGCCAAAAUGCCCUUGGACAUUUUCAUUGUGGUGCUCCGCUUCUACAUUUUUGGCGGAAUCCACUACCGGAAAUACUCGAAAAGCUUGCUCAAUUGCAUCAAAUUGACGAUUUUUAGAGCUUCGCUAACUAUAGACAUCAAGCAUGCCUACUUGCUUGCACCUUACUCCAAUUCUUUCUUGCUUAGACGUAUUCUUCCUUUUGUUGGCAAGGAUCUCGUCAAGAAUGUUCCCGGAUACGGUCUGCGGUACGACAAAAACUCGAUUUGGAUGGCCAAAAGCGGAACUUCCAAGGCAGAUCCAGUCAUUAUUUAUUCGCAUGGAGGAGGAUAUUUUAUCCAGACCCAAGUCACUCAAGUCAGAUCUCUCAUGUCUGUCUAUCACUUGCUUGAGCCAAAGAAGAAAAGCAAAACAUCUAUUUUGUUUUUGGACUACACCCUUGUGGGCCGAGGCAAACCUUUUCCAACGCAGUUGAUGCAGCUUCAUUCGACUUACUCCAAUCUUGUUUCCGAGGGACACACCAACAUCAUUCUUAUGGGAGAUUCUGCAGGUGCCCAUCUUUCCAUCUCGUAUACCCAGUACUUAAAAACGUUGCAAACAGAAAAGAUUUUUCCCAAGAAACUUCUCUUGAUCAGCCCGUGGGUCAAAAUAACUCCUCUUCCUACAGAAUUGGUGGAAGGAAGGUCGUGGUUGCAGAACCAACACUACGACAUGAUCCACUACACCCGCUUCACCAACAGCGACGACAUUCCUCCGAUAUUUGGAGAGCAGGAUCCAUUUUCGUUGGUAUUCGGGCUUAUGGCUAAAGUUCCGAAACAGGAAAGCGACUGGAAGGACAUUCCCAACUACUCGAGCCCAGACAACGACGUGUUUUUGAUUUUCGGCGAGGACGAGAGUUUCAGAGACGAUAUCUUGGAGUUUGCAAAGUAUGCUCUCGAUCUUCCCUGGUACGAAAAGGUCAAGUAUGGGGAUCUGCACAAAUAUUUGGAACGUAACCACUAUGAGUACGAGCGAAGAAACGAGCUGGGGAAAUGCAACCUCAGCGUUUUUGUGGAGCCUCUUGGAGUCCACGACUCGAUGCUCUUUUUUGAAGAUGUUGUGGCAAGCCAGAUCUGCGGCCGCUUAAGACAAGUCAAAUCGAUUCUGGUGGAAGAAAUCGACAGCAAAAAGUACUUUGGUAUUUCACGUCUUGUGCGGUUUUUGAACGAGACUUUAUGA